Molecule: messenger RNA, 642 nt
Organism: Thlaspi arvense
Lineage: Eukaryota; Viridiplantae; Streptophyta; Magnoliopsida; Brassicales; Brassicaceae
Source: the annotation of a GenBank genome assembly
AUGUUGAUCUCCGCCGUCGCGAUAGUGGCCUCCGUCGUCUCCGGGUCGCUUGAGGAGACCGUGGCGUCGAUGACAGCCACAUUUAGGAAUCCCCGUUUCUCUUCUCCCGGUACGAUAUCCAAGGCAAAGGUGAAAGCGUGGAGGGUUCUUGGGACUAGCUUGGCCCCCGCCGUUACCACCGUCUCCUCCGCCCUUCCGCCAGAGAAUGCCUUCCACGAGUGGCCAGGCGCGUUCAUCGGAGCCAGCGGUAACGAGCAGGCGACUCUGUUUCUUCCCUUUUACUACUCAUCAUCACCGUCUCCGAAAUACAAAAUCGUCGCCGCCUAUCACAUCGUACCAGAGAAACUCGUCUUCUCCGAUUUGCUCUCGAAGGCAAUGCUCUCCCGGCUCCCAACCCUUGUCCCAAGAACGUCAAUCGUCGUCACCAACACUUCAUAUUCCCGUUUUACCCUCGACGAUGUUUUGUUAGUGAAACCAGAUAUUUUCGUAUCUUCAUCAAUAGCCAUUCACGGCAUUGAUUCUCCGUUGGACUUCACCCGUAACGGUGGCUUUGGUGGCGGCGAGACAGAUACAUCGUAUUUUCUCGUUAUUGCAACAGCAAUAGCUAUUCGUUACAUAAGAUUUUUAGAGUUCCCGCAUUGA